UACAAACAAUUGCACAAGUCAUUCGUCUUUCACAGUCUGACCACCUUAAAUCAAGACCUCUCUAAGCUGUUAUGAAAACCAUUGUGCUGUUGGUGCUGUGGGUGCUGGGGACGUCACUGGUGUUGCCAGACCCUGACACAGCCGGAGACAAGGCGACUGAAGAACCUGUUCCGUGUUCUAAGGGAUGCACCUGUCUGCACGAUGACUACAGCCUGGAGCUCAACAUGUACUGCAGUGCUCGCAACUUCACUCAAGCACCGUCGGACAUGCCGACGUCCUCUCACUCUCUCUGGCUGGAUGGCAACUUGUUCACCUCACUCCCCGCGAUGUCCUUCAGGGACCUUAACAACCUGAACUUUCUGAAUCUGCAGAAUGGCCAACUCGUGACACUUGACCCUCAAGCUUUCAAAGGACUGCGUUCACUAGCACACAUUCAUCUCGAACGAAAUUCCCUCCGUGCGUUACCAGGUGCAGUGUUCCAGAACACACCCAACCUUGCUUCACUUAGUCUGCACAACAACCAGCUUACCCGUAUUGAGGAGAGGCUGUUUGCCGGACUCUCACACAUGUGGAUGCUCAACCUUGGGUGGAACUCAAUAGCAGUCUUGCCAGAGAUGGCAUUCCACGACCUGCAAAGUCUACGAGAGCUCAUCCUCGCAGGGAACAGACUCGCUUACUUGCAGCCGCAGCUUUUCCAAAAUCUUGCUGAGCUUAAAGAGUUGGAUCUAACGGGGAAUUACCUCAAAGUCAUCAAAGCGAACGUGUUUGGUAAACUCACAAAACUGCAAAAGCUGUACCUGGCCCAGAAUCAGAUUGUAACAGUGACAACUCGAGCUUUCACUGGCUUGAAGUCACUCAGAUGGCUGGAUCUCACUAACAACAGACUGACUUCUCUACACGACGACACAUUCUCGGGCCUGCUCAGUCUCCAUGUACUGCGUCUCUCCAACAACUCUAUCACCGGAAUUAGGCCCAGGACCUUCCGUGAUCUGCAGUACUUAGAGGAACUACGGCUCAGUUACAACAGGAUCCGAGUCCUGGGGGAGAGGAUCUUUGAAGGACUUGGUCAUCUGGAGGUCUUAGAGCUGGAGCACAACCAAGUGCAGGAGGCACAGGCAGGCAGUUUCACGGGUCUCUCUCAUGUGGCUGUCAUCAACCUGUCUGGAAGCUGCUUCCUCAGUCUGCCAGACCAAAUCUUCAAAGGUCUGCCAAAGCUUCACAGCCUCCAUCUGGACCGAGGCUGCCUCACAAAGAUCACAUCUCAAGCUUUUACUGGACUUUCAGGUCUGAGGAGGCUUUUCUUGCAGCACAACAACAUUUCUGUGGUGGAACGUCAGAGCUUCGUACAUCUGGUGGGUUUACUGGGACUCGACCUGAGCUUCAACAAGCUGGAGGUUCUCACAACCCACACGUUCUCUGGCCUCAGGAACUUGGAGUACCUGCUUUUAUCCAACAACGACUGUCGACAGUUUCUGCAGAAUGGCACAAAGCAGCUACUUCCGAGGCUGCGCUAUCUGGACCUGAGAGCCAAUGCCUUGUCAAGCAUGGUCCCCGAUUUCCCUGAGCACAUGGAAAAACUUUUGCUGACUGGAAACAGCUGGAAAUGUGACUGUAGCACGCUGGCACUCAGAAACUACAGCUUGAGAAAUCCGUCAGUGAUACCUCGGCGUGUGGAGACCCACGCAGAGGGUGAAGAGCCCGACACAACCAUCACCAUAUACAACAAUAUCACAUGCAACAGCCCACCACAUCUAGCUGGUCAAGACCUACGAGAUAUUGACAACGAAAACUACGAAAGCUGCUAAACUGAUACAUCGUCAUGUCAUGUAAAUCACACAAUAUCCAAAUUACUCAGUUUCUGAUUUCAAGACUGAAAUUGUAUCGAUUUGAUUUAUUUUUUAAAUUCCUUUCACCUGACCAUGCCUGUAAAACUGCUUCAAAGCUGAGGUUUGCAAAGUAUAGUUCUAAAAUUAAAAGUAUAAACAACCCAUAUUACACCAGCUUUAAGGAUAUGUACACAAAGCACAUUUUUCAUUGUCGGUGAACUUGAUGUCACCAUUUCGUAGAAAAACAGGAGGAACUAAUCCACAAAAUACGCUUUUAUGUAGAUUUAAGAAUAAUAUGGACUGCAAAGAAGUAUGUUUUACCACUGUGGUGGCGUUGCUCGAUGUGACCAGACUGCAGGAGCUAUAAAAAAAUAUUGUGGUGAUGCAUUUUAAGUAUCUUUAAAGGUAUUUUUAAACAAUGUUUAAGAUUGUAAACUACUUGAAUCUCCAUUCAGUGCCAUUGAACUCAGAGAAUAUCAAUGUUACAUAACAAUGUGAUUUCCGUUGCUGGGGUCAUGGCCUACAAAAAUGGACUUCAGAGGACUCUGAAAAACAUUGGCAUAGUCGUGUAAUUUGAAAUGGAAACAUACAGGUGACUUUUUAGAAAACCCCACAAAUCUCAUUCAAAACUGAGAGCAACAAAGUGAAAUUGUCAUGCUACUAAAUUUUAAGUUAAAGUUAUUUAUGUGGCUGGGAUGGAUGGUUAUUGACAGGAAAUAUACAUGCACAGUUCAAGCACUAAAUGGUGUGUGUGUAUAAGUAAAGCUCCAUGUUUUUUCCCUUUAAAAGAUGUUCUGCUGAGAAAAUUGCCUUAAAAGUGCAAUAAAUGUGUUAAAAAUACUGAGUCUCCACUUUGAUAGAGACUAAUAUGAGUUUCUCUAUUGCUGAUGGCAACACUACUUUAUAUUUCUUCUCCUGACAAAGUAUAAUCAAUCAUCAUAAUACAAAAAUGUUAACUUAGAAAAAACAUUUAUUCUCUCU
Solea senegalensis (Senegalese sole) is the source of this 2807-nucleotide messenger RNA. It is a transcript of the gene igfals, whose product is annotated as insulin-like growth factor binding protein, acid labile subunit. Gene Ontology annotation, molecular function: protein binding. The coding region runs from base 72 to 1805 and encodes 577 amino acids. The transcript is spliced from 2 exons. NCBI's taxonomy places the organism in Eukaryota, Metazoa, Chordata, Actinopteri, Pleuronectiformes, Soleidae. Gene Ontology annotation, cellular component: extracellular matrix. The record is from RefSeq and is a predicted model, not a curated record.